Messenger RNA from Cylicocyclus nassatus, 1739 nucleotides. The record is from the annotation of a GenBank genome assembly. NCBI's taxonomy places the organism in Eukaryota, Metazoa, Nematoda, Chromadorea, Rhabditida, Strongylidae.
AUGGACAUCGGUCGUAAAACAGUGACGGGCAAUAUUUAUGAAAUUUUCAACAUUCAGCGGGUCCGAGUCCUGUGCCACGAGCGCGAGGCCUCCGACGCAGUUCAGCCAAAGCCAGUGUGCCAGCGACACGUCCGAUCGGUAGCCACGCUCACAAUGACGCUUUCUACAACCGUAGUCAGAGGAACGAGCAAACUCUUGUCGAAGGCAGCUAUCGCCCCAGCAUGCUUCACGGUGCAUCUUUCCACGCAGGCGGAUCAGUCCACGAAUUUGAAGGAAGUUCUUGCAAAGAAGAUACCUGCACAUAAUGCGAAAGUGAAGGAUUUCCGCAAGCAGCACGGCUCUACUGUUAUCCAGCAAAUUACUGUUGAUAUGAUUUACGGUGGAAUGCGUACUAUGAAGGGUAUGGUAACAGAAACCUCUGUACUGGACCCAGAAGAGGGUAUCAGGUUCCGUGGUUAUUCGAUUCCCGAAUGUCAGAAAUUGUUGCCAAAGGCGCCAGGAGGUAAUGAGCCGCUACCAGAGGGAAUUUGGUGGCUUUUGUGCACAGGAGAUAUUCCCAACGAUAAGCAGACGUCAGCCAUCACUAAGGAAUGGAACGCUCGAGCCGAUCUACCAGCACAUAUUGCUCGGAUGCUUGAUAACUUCCCCGAUAAUCUCCAUCCUAUGGCUCAAUUUGUUGCUGCUAUCGCUGCUCUCAAUAACGAGAGCAAGUUCGCUGCAGCUUACUCCCGCGGUGUUCCCAAGUCUAGCUAUUGGGAGUACGCCUAUGAGGAUUCCAUGGACCUUCUUGCCAAAUUGCCAACGGUAGCUGCUAUAAUUUACCGCAACCUCUACCGCGACGGAUCUGCAGUAGGUGUCAUUGAUCCAAAGAAGGACUGGGCCGGCAACUUCUGCUCAAUGCUUGGGUACGAUGACCCUCUAUUCUCGGAGCUCAUGCGUUUGUACCUCGUCAUCCACUCCGAUCACGAAGGUGGAAAUGUGUCUGCUCACACCUCACAUCUUGUUGGAUCAGCCUUGUCUGAUCCAUACCUUUCUUUCGCUGCUGCCAUGGCAGGACUUGCUGGACCACUGCAUGGGCUUGCAAACCAAGAGGUUCUUGUCUUCCUAAACAAAAUCGUACAAGAAAUUGGAUUCAAUUACACUGAAGAGCAAUUAAAAGAAUGGGUAUGGAAGCACUUGAAGAGUGGACAGGUUGUUCCCGGAUAUGGUCAUGCUGUGCUAAGGAAGACUGAUCCACGAUACGAAUGCCAACGACAGUUUGCUCUAAAGCAUUUGCCAAAGGAUGACUUGUUCAAAUUGGUGUCGGCCCUGUAUAAGGUUACUCCAGACAUUCUCCUCGCUCAGGGCAAGGCAAAGAAUCCAUGGCCGAAUGUUGAUGCUCAUUCUGGUGUGUUGCUGCAGUACUUCGGCAUGACAGAGAUGUCAUACUACACUGUGCUCUUCGGAGUUUCGCGUGCUCUCGGAUGUCUUUCUCAGCUUAUCUGGUCUCGCGGUAUGGGCCUGCCACUUGAGCGCCCCAAGUCACACUCCACUGACGGAAUUAUGAAGCUUGCUGCUGCAGCGAAAAAAUAAGCAAUUUGAUGACAGUAGCUAUAGCAAUAGACGUACUAUGAUGACACAUGAGUAUGACUCUUCAUAAAUUAUUUUUACAGGUUUGAGUUGUUUUUUUUUUGUUAAGUAUGCAACGAUAGUGUCGUCGUAAUAUGAGAUGAUGAUAAUAAAGACUUUAUGAGGAAGGU